AUGGAGAAGAACACAAUAGGUGCGUUGAGGAAAGGUACCUGGACCCAAGAGGAAGAUAAUCUUCUCAGAGACUGCAUUCAUCAGUACGGCGAAGGAAAAUGGCAUCUUGUUCCUCAAAGAGCUGGUUUGAAGAGAUGCAGGAAAAGCUGCAGAAUGAGGUGGUUGAAUUAUCUGAAACCCAACAUCAAGAGAGGAGGCUUCAAUGAAGACGAGGUUGAUAUGAUUCGAAGGUUUCAUAAGCUUCUGGGCAACAGAUGGUCGUUGAUAGCUGGAAGGCUGCCUGGAAGAACAGCGAACGAUGUGAAGAACUUCUGGCACACCAACAUGCGGAAUAGGAAGAAAGAAGAAACCCAGGAGACGAAAGCAAAAGAGGUGGUGGUGAUGAAGAAUAAUGCAGAGGAGACGGCACAUCAAGGAAAACAGCACGUAGUGAUAAAGCCUCAGCCUCACACUUUCUCUAAGAAUUCGCCAUGGCUGAGGAGGAAUCAUAACAAUAAUAAUAAUAAGCUUGUUUCUGCGAGUGAAGGUGGUGAUGCUGCAGAAGCCACAACUUCAGGUCCUGGUGUUAUGAAAGAGGGUAUUGCAGACCCAUGUGCUGCUGCUGAUGAUUUUAUGCACAGAGACCAGUCAGAAGAGUGGUGGGAGAGCUUACUAAACAAUGAUAGAGAUGAAGGGCAAUUUGGGAAUUUCACCAUGGACUUUUGGGACGAUGAUCUUCUGAAAAGUGAAACAAAGUCUAUCUGGGGAAACGCGGAAUGA
Molecule: messenger RNA, 759 nt
Organism: Neltuma alba
Lineage: Eukaryota; Viridiplantae; Streptophyta; Magnoliopsida; Fabales; Fabaceae
Product: transcription factor MYB114-like
Exons: 3
Coding region: 1-759 (252 amino acids)
Source: RefSeq, a predicted model, not a curated record